AUGAAGACGUGGAUCCCAGCUAACAGGAGGGUUUUUUGUUGUGUCCUCCUCCUUCAAGCCCUGCUUUUUCUUGCUGUGAUCCUCAUGCAUCCUUGCCAGAAGGAUUGUCCCCAAAACUUCAACGGCGAUUCAGAGCGCGCCCUCAAGGCACAUCAGAGAAUAUGCCCAGCUGUUGCAUCCUUUCGCUCUUGCAUGAGCGAGACCCACAAGAAGGCUGCGCCACUUCGAAAGGAAAAAAGAAUGGCCCUCCUCCAAGACCGCCGAAUCCAUAAACUGAAAGAAACACACGAGCUGGAUGGAGUUUUGCCUACCCACUUUGAUGACAGGCAUGAGCCAGGCCCGUCUAGCGCAGGCAGCCUUUUUGACGACAGCUUGUCUCCAACAAUGGAUAUGGAAGAAAUAUCAAUGCAAGAUGCCUCAAGUUCUUCUGCUCCGCUGCUGCAUGCGAGUCUUCCAGGUGCCACUCCUGAGGCUCCUAGUAUGCUCUCUGACCUCCAGGGCCCACCAUUGCCAAUACAUCCUGCCGUUACCAGCACUGGUCGACCUGUCCGAACACGUCGCCUUCCUGCUCAAUACAUUGAUGAGAUCCCUGAGCCUGCCCCCAUCAUUUCCACGACUGAAGAUGCCCCCACCCAUGUCCUACCCCGUGUCCGCUUAAUUGUCCGUGAUACCAUACAGACCAUCAAGAAUAUAUUUGGCCUUUCACAACAGUAUUUACAUCGCCCAUCCUACGACCCCGAUUACUCUGUUCCAUCCCGACAUUCUCGCCCAACACACUACACCACUAGCAUCCUUUGA
Molecule: messenger RNA, 798 nt
Organism: Cyclocybe aegerita
Lineage: Eukaryota; Fungi; Basidiomycota; Agaricomycetes; Agaricales; Hemipholiotaceae
Source: the annotation of a GenBank genome assembly